GCCUUUGUUGACGAUCGUCCUUAGUGACAGCUAACAAGACUGUGUCGUUAAUUAUUUUUUGUUUUUUUUUUGAUAAUUUUUCGAAUAUUUAUUCGAAUUUGGUUAGAUACGAAACGAAGUUUAUCUUUUAACUUCAACUUUAGGAAGAAGAGAAAAGAUUUCUUUUCAUUUAGCUAUCUAACAAGCAGAAAGUAUUAGGAACAAAUAUGGCUUGUAGAUCUUAUCCUGCUGAUACCAGACUCCAAAGCUUCUUUGCCGAAGGUUACGAGAGGGAGCGUGAUGCAAGAAUGAAAUAUUACUUAGAAACGAAACGAGGAGCUGGCGGAGCCAAAGAUCAAUCAGAGGCCUGAAUCGCUCAAUGCAGACAUUAUCUUCCCUUAAUUGUUUUAUUAAUAAAACGCCAAAAGAGUUAUAUAUUUGAAUUGUACUCAGCGUAACACGCGCCUGAUAAUCAAUAAUUGAAAUGUAUUUUCUGUUAGAUGCAAAUCAGAGGAACCUUUGGAGGAAAAGGAUUACCUCAAAUUGAUCCUAGACAAUUCGCUAUUGCCAAAUUUAAGAAAGAAAAAGAAGAAUUGGAAAAAUACGUGGCGGAAAAUCGACUAGAUGCCUCCCAAAUGAUGUAUAAGCCUCGCGAGCAAGUUAAAGGACUACUCUACGAGGGAUUCUCCAAAGAAGGAAAAGGAAGGGCAUCCUACCUAAAAGAGAGGAAAUUACAGAUACCUGAGAAGAAGUAUGAAUUUCCCGUCACUUCCUCUUGGAAUUAUGGUUGGAAAUUGGACGAAUGCUUUGCCUUGAAAAGACCAACACACGCAAGAUCUAGUAUGAUAAGGGACAAUUUCUUUACAAGAAACGGAAUUCCAACAAUGCGAGAACCAAAUGUCCCUCCACCCCAUGGAAUGGAGAGAUCAGUAACUUGUGCAAAUAUUAACAUGUGUUAAUUUAUGUUGAUUAUCAUAUUUGUCCCUCACUUUUUAUUAUAAAGAUAAAGAAAUACUGCAUGCAAUUUCAGUUUUAUAAGUCAUAGACUCCACCAUCUUGCUCUCUCUCUCUCUCUUGCCCUCUGUCAAUCUUUCUUUCACUCUGCUCUCUUAUCCACAGCAACAUAUAAUUUUUUUUCGCCUUUUCACAUUGGUCCUCUUUUCUUCUAUUCUUUAGCUUUAUCCAUUAGAUAUCCUUUUUUUUAUUUCUUUUUUUUGUAAAGGAAAAAGGAAAGAAAAGCAGCCGCAAUAUUGUAAUAGCAUUCAUUUAUAAAUAAAAAGCUAACCUUUCCGAAGAAUACAAUGAUAAAUUCAAUCGAAAAAAUACCCUAAAGUAGUUUUACUCUUCACUUACGGAAAUUAUUGGAUGAAAUAAAAUAGAUUCUAUCAUUCUUUAAUCGUUGGCUUAGUUAGGCCUAUAAAAACUGAAGUAGUGUAGCUUUGCAACUUGAAAUGAAACUGAAUUUUAUUAUUUUUC
Molecule: messenger RNA, 1455 nt
Organism: Dimorphilus gyrociliatus
Lineage: Eukaryota; Metazoa; Annelida; Polychaeta; Dinophilidae
Source: the annotation of a GenBank genome assembly